Molecule: messenger RNA, 587 nt
Organism: Trachymyrmex septentrionalis
Lineage: Eukaryota; Metazoa; Arthropoda; Insecta; Hymenoptera; Formicidae
Exons: 2
Coding region: 187-423 (78 amino acids)
Source: RefSeq, a predicted model, not a curated record
UCGUGCGGCAUGAUGCCGGCAUGAUACCCUUUCUAAGCAGUUUUGAUUCGCCGAGUAUUCAGUAAAAAAGUCGAUUAGACGAAAAAUUCAAUCUGUACAUAAGUCUGAACGAACUGAAAUAAACACUUUUCAGCGUGAGCGAGGAUCCACGUUUGUUAACGAGCAAUCGAGCAAGAUUCGCCAGUGAUGGAUCCGAGAUUCUACAAGAAAAGAAAGAAGGAGAGGUUAUUCGAUAGAUUACAUAAAGGUGUUGUGAGCGUCUGUAUGGGUGUUACAGUGAUUGGCACCCUCAUGAUCGGUUAUAAGGUGUAUGAAUACUUUCGAUACGUUCGACCCUUGCAACAAGUACAAAGUAAACUGAUGGAGGAUGAGCUCCUGCUCGAGGGCAGGAACAUAGAAGAUACAUCGGAAAAUUUGUCAUAGGACAACAUGUUGUCACACAGUCGAGAUGUAUGUGUAAGCAAUUCUUUUCACAUAUAGUAAAAAAAAUGAAUAUAGUGAGUGAUACAAUGCUGAGCAAUGUAUUUUCAAGAAUGAAUAUAUUUAUAGUCUACAUUUAAGGACUGUAAAUAAACUCAUGUAGAUAA